Messenger RNA from Merops nubicus (carmine bee-eater), 663 nucleotides. RefSeq names its product fibronectin type III domain containing 9 (gene FNDC9). Bases 1 to 663 code for a protein of 220 amino acids. NCBI's taxonomy places the organism in Eukaryota, Metazoa, Chordata, Aves, Coraciiformes, Meropidae. Gene Ontology annotation, molecular function: protein binding. The record is from RefSeq and is a predicted model, not a curated record. The transcript has a single exon.
AUGAACAUCGAAGUGCACAACAUCACUUACACCAGUGCCACCGUGUCCUGGGCCAUGAGCAACCCCUGUCCAGAGAACUACUACCACGUCAUGUACCGCCCCAACUGGAACAGUGUCUUUGCAGGCUACUUACGCCAGAACUUCCACCGGGAGGAGCGAGUUCCUCACCCCCUCAGCUCCCUUGUCCUCCACCGACUCACACCAUCCACCAUCUACGUCCUCUGCAUCACGUGCAAGAACUCUUACCCCUCCAGCAACCACUGCACCACCUUCCACACUCUGGACAAAUCCCCCCUGGUUUUUGGUGGCUCUAAGCAGGAACCUACCCCCUCCAUGUGGAUGGUGAGCAGCCUGCUGCUCCUCUGCUUCACUGCUCUCCUGGCCUACGGCUGCCUGCAGUUCUGGUCGGCACGGUGCCACCGGGCUGCGAGCCUGAAGCAUCCCGAGGCCAGCCUCGAAGAAGUGGGCGAAGGGAGCAGCUCACCAGAGGGGCCACUGAAUGAGGGGCUAAGAGAGGAGCUUCUGGAAGUCCCCAUGACCACCGUGCUAACGAGGAGCUCCAGUUUCGAGAGAGAGAGUCCGUACAGGUCUCCCCACUGCUUUUUUUCCUAUAAAACCAGCGAUGAUAAAAGGGCCAUCUUGCCACAACAUGGCCUUCAAUGA